Molecule: messenger RNA, 3057 nt
Organism: Aspergillus sclerotioniger CBS 115572
Lineage: Eukaryota; Fungi; Ascomycota; Eurotiomycetes; Eurotiales; Aspergillaceae
Product: general amino acid permease
Exons: 11
Coding region: 463-3057 (864 amino acids)
Biological process (GO): amino acid transmembrane transport
Cellular component (GO): membrane
Molecular function (GO): protein binding; amino acid transmembrane transporter activity
Source: RefSeq, a predicted model, not a curated record
CAGAGGCACGAUGAGAAUAAUGCCGAGAUCAUCAUCCAACGGCCUAGGCAAAUCCGGCAAGGAGAGCCUGCCUGCCUCGAUGACUCGACCCAAAAAUGACACGAGUUCUUCAUUCUGCGCCUGUCGUGAACAAACGAAUCAACCCUCAUAAUAUGAGCAUCGAACACUUACACAUCCUCGAAUUCCCUCAUGGACAUUCAUUAUCCCAACACGCCGCCGAGGGUAGACACCUCCCAAGCUUUGCAACGGGUGCGCGGUGUCUCCACUGCCAUGGGGACUACGUUCUCAAAUCCAGGCUCAUCAUUGGCCACUUCCACGAUGGCAAACGGAUUGACCAUUCAGACGGCCUCCGAGUGGAUCCGUAUCGGGGGAUGAAGAUAAGACCGGACGGGGACGGCGUGCAAAAACACGGGCGGAAAGAAAAUAAAAAAAACGGCGUUCGGACCAGGCCAGCAUCACACCAUGAACUCGCCCCCGUCAACUGUCGAAAAACGGCUCCUAGCCACUGCAGAGCAUCUGGUUGGGAGGAACAGAGCUCCGUGGGUACAUCCAAAUUUAGAGCAGGGCGUUGUGCCGGUCAAAGGCCGACAACUUCGGGCCUCGCAGGCCAUUCGCAAGGGCGAGCUCUUGCUGGUGGACGUGCCCUAUGCUGUGAUUCCGGUGGUGGAUGAUCCCGCUAGUAGCGAUGGGCUUUUGUGCAGUAAUCCGGCCUGCAGUCGACAGACGCAAUGUGGUUCGGGUCGGAUAGCUUGUCCGAAGCGCUGUAUUGCGGAUGUAGUCUGGUGCUCGUCGGCAUGUCAGGAACUGGAUGAAGCGAGGCAUGGGUUUGAGUGUACCUGGUUGCAGAGAUAUGCUGGGCCGGUGCGCGCGAAAUGGGGCGAGUAUGACUUUGGGAUGUUGUGGCUGAUUGUGCGCAUUCUGGCGUCACGGCAGGAGGAGCUUCAACAUGGUGGUGGCCAUGUUAACGAAACGUCUCCGCGGUUCCAAGGUGGCUGGGAUUCCAUCCAGGAAUUUUGUGGCUCGACGGAGAGCUGGUCGCACGCACAGAUCCGAUCAUGGACUGCCUUGGUCAAGAAGUAUCUGCGCAGUGGCCCGGUGCUUCCACAUGAUUUGACAGCCGAUGAGAUCGUGGCGCUCAUCUGUCGGGAAGAGGCCAACUCUUUUGGAUUGUAUCCUCGGGAGACCGGUGUUUUUCCUGUUCCGGAGCCAUCUGUGGAUAGGGGAGAUCAGUAUGGCGCGGCCGUGUAUCCUCGCGCCGCUAUUGCGAAUCAUUCGUGUUGUCCAAAUAUCAUGCACAAGCCUGACCAUCAAGGUCGAAUGGUCUUCACUGCCUCGAGAGAUAUCGCGGCUGGAGAGGAGUGCUGCAUCUCCUAUUUCGAUCUGACCAAGCGGGUUGAGUUGAAGGAGCGACGAGACCAUCUGCAGGGUCUGUUCCGCACGGGCGCCAGCACCGCCGAAGUCAGCGACCAUGAAUCCCAAUCACAAUCCCAAGCCAGCCCGAUCAUGGCCUCAGGAUCGCAGCAUCUGCACCGCAAGCUGCGCGGCAAGGAAGUACAGCUCUUUGCGGUCGGAGGGGCAAUUGGAACCUCACUCUUUGUCCAGAUGGGCGCUGUAUUACCCAAGGGGGGCCCAGCGGGGCUGUUUCUGGGCUUUGUUGCGUACGGGACGAUUAUUUUGGCGGUGAACCAGUGUUUUGCGGAAAUGGUGUGUUACUUGCCUAUCCCGUCUCCGUUUGUUCGGUUGGCGGGUCAUUGGGUCGAUGAUGCAUUGAGCUUUGCGAUGGGGUGGAAUUUCUUCUUUACUAUGGCUCUUGGGAUCCCAUACGAGAUUGUCGCGCUCAAUGUGCUUCUGACCUACUGGACGGAUCGUGUUCCUGUUGCUGCGGUGGUGGUGAUUGUGAUGGUUCUUUAUGCGAUCUUGAACACCCUUACAGUUCGCUACUUCGGCGUGUCUGAGUUCUACCUCUCAUUCUUCAAAAUCAUUUUAAUGCUGGGUCUGAUUUUGUAUACCUUUAUCACGAUGGUGGGAGGAAAUCCGGACCACGAUGCAUACGGCUUUCGAUACUGGAAUGAUCCUGGUGCAUUCGUAUCAUACAUCGUCCCUGGCAGCGUCGGUCGCUUCUGCGGUGUGUUGGUAUGCAUGGUUCAAGCAUCCUUCACAAUGGUCGGCCCCGAGUACAUCUCCAUGGCAGCCGCCGAAGCCGAGCGACCCCGACGGGUCAUGCGCAAAGCCUACUCGUCAUUCGUCUGGCGUCUAAUGCUCUUCUUCAUCCUGGGGGCACUUUGCAUCGGCAUCGUGAUUCCCUACAACGAUCCCAUCCUGGCUGCCACUCUCGCCGGAACCCGAAAAGGCAGUGGAACUGGAGCAGCCUCCCCCUACGUAAUCUCCAUGACGCACUUCAACAUCCCUAUCCUCCCCUCAAUCAUCAACUUCCUAAUCAUGACCUCCGUCUUCUCAGCAGGAAACAACCUCGUCUUCUCCGCCGCCCGAACCCUCCACGGGAUGGCCCUGACGGGCAAAGCCCCCCAUUUCUUCUCCCACUGCAACCGCCACGGCCUCCCCUACAACGCCAUCCUCUUCUCCCUGUCCUUCUGCUGUCUCGCCUUCCUCCAAGUCAACACCUCCUCCGCCACAGUUCUCACCUGGCUGGUGGGGGUAAUAACAGCCUCCUACCUGCUCAAUUACCUCGGGACCUGCAUAACAUACUUACACUUCUACUCUGCUCUCCGGGUGCAAAAUAUCCCCCGCGACAUGCUUCCUUACAAAGGUUACUUCCAACCCUACGCAGCGUGGUACGCUGUCUUCGGGACAGGAAUCAUGACGUUGAUAUUGGGAUUUGAGUUGUUUAUUCAUGGGGAGUGGGAUACCACGACUUUUUUCUUGGAUUAUACCAUGGUGGGGUUUUUUGUUCUGGCGGGGGUGGGGUGGAAGGUAUUUAGGGGGACGAGGUAUGUUUGGCCCCGGGAGGCGGAUUUGGGGGUUGGUGGGUUGAGGGACGAGAUUGAUGAGGGAAAGAGGGAGGGGUGGAGGGGGGUUUGGGAUGGGUUAUUUGAGUAG